Choloepus didactylus (southern two-toed sloth) is the source of this 1716-nucleotide messenger RNA. RefSeq names its product protein activator of interferon induced protein kinase EIF2AK2 (gene PRKRA). The transcript is spliced from 6 exons. The record is from RefSeq and is a predicted model, not a curated record. Bases 582 to 1184 code for a protein of 200 amino acids. NCBI's taxonomy places the organism in Eukaryota, Metazoa, Chordata, Mammalia, Pilosa, Megalonychidae.
GAAAAAGAAAAACAUACAAUAAAAGAACAUUUCAAAGAGACCGUAACAAGGGAGUAAGAAAAAGACAACUAACCUAAGAUAACUUCUCAUGCAUUUUCUAAGUUAUCCUUUUGGGUAAUUUAGCACUAACCAGUGCUGUCGCAGCCCUCUAGAUCAGCACUUGCCCCAAGACUAGCCUUGGAUCUCAAAAGAUGAUGCUUGAUUCUCUAGGGUCAUGCAUUGUGAUUGAUUUGUACUAGUUUUCAAGAUAUGCCAAAUGGCAUGGAAGAUACUGGCUUUUCCUCCUGCUGAUAUAGCUGUGCUAUUUCUUUAUAGCCCAAAGGUCAAUGAAAUGGUAUUGAGUAUAUUUGUAGAAAUGAGCAUACACAGUAUUCUUUCUACACAUAAGCGCUUCACUUUAUCAGCAAAAAAGGCUAACAAACUUUACUAUAUAUUUGUGCUUCUUGACAGAUAAGAUGGGAAUUACUAAGCUGUAAUCAGGCCUAGAGUGGUUGAUUUAAUACAGAGACUUUCUCACUUCUCCAUCACAAUUAUUUGGGUAGCUUCGGCAUGCAGCAUUCUUUGCAGUUCCUGACCCCUUAAUGCCUGAUCCUUCCAACCAACCAAAGAAUCAGCUUAAUCCUAUUGGUUCGUUACAGGAAUUGGCUAUUCAUCAUGGCUGGAGACUUCCUGAAUAUACCCUUUCCCAGGAGGGAGGACCUGCUCAUAAGAGAGAAUAUACUACAAUUUGUAGGCUAGAGUCAUUUAUGGAAACUGGAAAGGGGGCAUCAAAAAAACAAGCCAAGAGAAAUGCUGCUGAGAAAUUUCUUGCAAAAUUCAGCAAUAUUUCUCCAGAGAACCACAUUUCUUUGACAAAUGUAGUAGGACAUUCGUUAGGAUGUACUUGGCAUUCCUUGAGGAAUUCUCCUGGUGAAAAGAUCAAUUUACUGAAAAGAAGCCUCCUCAGUAUUCCAAAUACAGAUUACAUCCAGCUGCUUAGUGAAAUCGCCAAGGAACAAGGUUUUAAUAUAACAUAUUUGGACAUAGAAGAACUGAGUGCCAAUGGACAGUAUCAAUGUCUUGCUGAACUGUCAACCAGCCCCAUCACAGUUUGUCAUGGCUGUGGAAUCUCCUGUGGCAAUGCGCAAAGCGAUGCAGCUCACAAUGCUUUGCAAUAUUUAAAGAUAAUAGCAGAAAGAAAGUAAGCUUGGAGCAACUUAGGAAGUCCUUCAGUAGCAUAAAGAAAGUUUCCCUUUCUUCCCUUCCCAAGUAAAAUAUUUACUAUAAUGUUUGAGUUUGUGUGUUGUUUCUAAAUCUCUUCAUAGAUUCCAUCAACAUUCCAGAUUUAAUUAUCUCGUAGCAGUUGUUAUUAAGCUCUUUUUAAUGGUUUCAUCUUUGUAUUGGUGUAUUGUAUUUAUAAACUUUGUACCAUAAGGCAGAGUGUAGCACCCUUUUUUAUAAUGCCAUGUACAUAAGAGGAAGGAACUGCAUGUUUCUUGUUUAUGAUGAUGAUGAUGAUGAAAAAAAACUGCUAGCAAAGUCUGUCUUACUGGUGCUUAAACUUUUUUUUGGAUAAGGCUUUGUAAAGUGAAUUCAAAGGAAGCCCUUUAGAAUUAGUGUCGAGAGACAGCACAAACAGGCUUGUGAUUGUUAAAUUGCCGGGAUCAUGGUUGGUCUGCUGUAUCUGAAUCAUGUAAUAAAGAGCUAUUAUUCUGGGGUUCUGUGUAUUUUAUUAAA